Tetrapisispora phaffii CBS 4417 is the source of this 828-nucleotide messenger RNA. It is a transcript of the gene YAP3, whose product is annotated as Yap3p. Bases 1 to 828 code for a protein of 275 amino acids. Lineage: Eukaryota; Fungi; Ascomycota; Saccharomycetes; Saccharomycetales; Saccharomycetaceae. Gene Ontology annotation, molecular function: DNA-binding transcription activator activity, RNA polymerase II-specific; transcription cis-regulatory region binding. The record is from RefSeq and is a predicted model, not a curated record. The transcript has a single exon. Gene Ontology annotation, cellular component: RNA polymerase II transcription regulator complex.
AUGAGUGAAUUCAGUGAUUAUAAUUAUGACUUAAUCAAAGAAGAAUCGAAGUCAAACGAAAUGGAUUUAUUACAACAAAGAGAAGAUACGUAUUUAUCAAAAAUUAUUGAAAAUAAUAUUUUUGAUAAUGGUUUGGAUUUAAAUAAUGUAACAUAUGUCCAUGAUGAUAAUAGUAUCACUGCUGGAAGUAGUAAUGGUUUCGAUGGUUUAGGUUUUGCAGACUCUAAUUAUAACAAUGCUGGUAAUAACAAUAACGAUAAUAUUAUGUAUUCACGUAUAACUAUGAAAUAUACACCGACCAGUAAUGGUCCUGAAGAUGACAUUUCAAUGAUAGAAGAUAAAGAGAUUAAAAAACAAAAAAAUAGGGAUGCUCAGAAAGCUUUUAGAAAUAGAAAAGAAGCCAAAAUAAAAGAAUUGGAAAUUAAGUUACAAAAUUCAGAACAAUCCAAAACUUCUCUCAUUAAUGAAAUAGCAGCGUUAAAAGCGAUGAACGAAAAAUUAAUUUUGCAUAGCGAUUAUUUAAAAUCAGAUUCAAGUAAUGCAACUACUUUAACAACAGCGCAAGGUUUCUCUUCAAAAACAAACUUCAUUGAACAUAUAACAACUAAGCAUAAUGAAAAGCUCCGUUUCGAUUCACCAGAAUCCACUGAUACUUUAUCAAUACCAGAAACUUGGGAAUAUCUGCAAAAGAAAAAAGAAGAUCUCGAUUUUAAUAUGGUAUAUAUAAUGGAACAUUUAAAAGGUAAUGAAAUAUGUCAUAACUAUGGUCCUGGGUACGCAAAGGAAAUGGUAGAUAAACUUAUUCAAUCUGCAUUGAAUUCUAUAUAA